AUGUAUUACUUUCGAGUUUCUGGUCAGUCUGCAGAGUGCUCAAGUGGUGUACACUCGUCAACCGCCACCACGGACAACAACUGCGUGACACCGUCAACUCCCCCCACCAGGCCUCAAAGGCACAGGGUGGGACGGGAAGACAAGUCUGCGUGGACGAGGACUGGCUGCCGACGGACGCUCUCUCGUUCACCGACCGCCGGACAACUCAUUCAGUCGACAGUCAGUUACCAUACAACGUCGAAUACACCAACUCUCGUCCGGACACUGAAGUUAAGCUCUCGACCACCACGAUAUGAACGGUUCAACAAAAAAACACGUGUUAUACAGUACUACCGUGAUACCAGAGUGUCAUACUACCACCGUCGGUAG
Molecule: messenger RNA, 369 nt
Organism: Macrosiphum euphorbiae (potato aphid)
Lineage: Eukaryota; Metazoa; Arthropoda; Insecta; Hemiptera; Aphididae
Source: the annotation of a GenBank genome assembly